Molecule: messenger RNA, 3002 nt
Organism: Athalia rosae (coleseed sawfly)
Lineage: Eukaryota; Metazoa; Arthropoda; Insecta; Hymenoptera; Athaliidae
Product: proton-coupled amino acid transporter-like protein CG1139
Exons: 8
Coding region: 449-1912 (487 amino acids)
Biological process (GO): amino acid transmembrane transport
Cellular component (GO): vacuolar membrane
Molecular function (GO): amino acid transmembrane transporter activity
Source: RefSeq, a predicted model, not a curated record
CUUCUGUUCAGUCCGCCCGCGACCACUGCACCUGCCGCGUUCUGUAUACCAAAUCCAAUCUUUAUCAAACCACUUCGUUUUGAAAUGGAUAAAACAAAUCGAAAAUAUGCUGCACUUUGAUUGAUUGUAUAGUUUUGAAAUCAAUCAAUGUUACGUUAUCUCGAAUGUACGACCAUCAGAUACCUGCAAUUAUAUUUUUGUGACGAUUUUUCGCUUUUCCCAUAGUUUUUGCCUACUUUUCCACAUUGGUUUUUAAAAAAAAAAAAAAAAAAAAUUUGUUUCAUUAGCAGCAAUUUUUUUCACUCCCUCCGGCUACCGUUUUAAACAAACUUUGAACUUCUGCUAAAUUCGCAUCGCAAAGCAUAUUGAAAUCUUGUAUAAACCGUAUAAAUUAUUAAAACGCAAGGAAAACCGAAGAAAGAUUAAAAAAGAACCCUUCAUUUUCGAGAUGAGUUCUCACGAUAAUCUCGGAUUUAUGUCGAGCACGAAUGCUGUGGAUAAUAAGGGAGACGCAUCUGGGCAGGCUCAUAGCAAUGGAGCAAUUAUACGGAAAACUCCUGCGGAUAGUGGAGUUAACACUGGCGGAUUUGAACUUGGAGAGCAAAAAAAGAAAUCCAUGAACAACGGACAAACUGAAAUCGCUUACGAUCCGUAUCUGAACAGAGAUAUUGAACAUCCCACAACUAACGGGGAAACGCUUCUUCAUCUGCUGAAAGGCAGCCUCGGCACGGGAAUUCUCGCGAUGCCAAAAGCUUUCGAGAACGCUGGUUGGGCUGUGGGGUUGAUAGGGACUCUAUUCAUCGGCAUACUGUGCACUUACUGUAUACAUUUACUCGUCCAAUCCGUGUACGAAAUGUGUCGACGUAAAAAAAUUCCGUCGCUCACCUACCCGGCUGUGGCUGAAAACGCGCUCAGCGAAGGACCAAAUUUCUUCAGACGUUGCUCCAAAGCUGCUCCGCUCGUAAUCAACAUCUUUUUGUUGAUAUAUCAACUUGGGGCAUGUUCCGUGUACGUUGUAUUUAUCGCGACCAAUAUUAAGACGGCCUUGGAGCCCCACGUACCCACCAUAGAUCUUAGAUUGUACAUGUUGAUUCUUCUAGUGCCAUUAAUUGUUAUAAAUUGGGUCAGAAAUCUGAAGUUUUUGGUUCCAUUUUCGACGAUUGCCAACAUCGUGACUUUCGUCAGUUUUGGAAUAUUACUUUAUUACAUAUUUCGAGAACCAUUGGAUUUUUCAGGACGCGAACCCGUUGGAAUGUUGUCAAAUUUUCCACUGUUUUUCGGCACGGUUCUCUUUGCACUGGAAGCUAUCGGCGUGAUCUUGCCGUUGGAAAAUGAAAUGAAAACACCAAAAUCGUUUGGCGCACCGUUUGGAGUCCUCAACAUUGGAAUGACGGUCGUAAUUUUCCUCUAUUUGGCAGUUGGAUUAACUGGAUACAUCAGAUAUGGAAGUAGCGUCCUUGGAAGUAUAACUCUUAACCUUCCGAAUGAAAUUUUAGCCAGAUGUGUACAAGGUUUACUAGCGCUUGCCAUAUACAUAUCACAUGCUUUGCAAUGCUACGUAGCCAUUGAAAUAACCUGGAAUGAAUAUCUCGGACCCAAACUGGAGAAAAAUUCUCAUAGACUGUUGUGGGAAUAUGUUAUGAGGACUGGUCUCGUUGUCAUUACUUUUCUCUUCGCCGUGGCGAUCCCUAAGCUCGAACUUUUCAUCUCCCUGAUCGGCGCCCUCUCGUUAUCCGGACUAGGUCUCGGUUUUCCGGCGAUAAUCCACACGUGCGCAUUCUGGAAAGUGACUCAUGGUAGUCGGAAGAUAAUAAUGGUCGCCAAGAAUUCAUUCGUCGUAAUUUUUGGUAUCCUAGGACUCGUUGCCGGAACUUACACCAGUUUACGAGACAUCGUCGAAACUUUCGUUUGAAGAGAUUCACGUCGCUUUUCAGUCAUUUUUGGUAUCCCAGGUCUCAUUAGCGGUACUUACAUAAGUGUACGCGACAUAGUAGAAACUUUUUUGCCAGUUAAAAACAAAGUAUAGAUAAUAAGAUUAACAAUAAUUCAUUCCAUACGACUUGUACGGAUCGAAACGGGGUAACGUAUGUACUGUUAGUAACAAUACGCGCUCUGGAAUUCUCCAAGAAUUUUCCCUAAGAAAAUACAUCAGUUGUAGUUACAUAAAAGGAGACCCAUAUCUAACUAUUCGAUCACAUAAAUGUAAACGUUUUCAAAUAGAACACCUUGUAAAGGUCGCGUAGCGCCUGAUUUCUCGCAACUCGCGCAUUGAGGCGUGCGUCAUUUGUGUUGUGGGUUUUCAGGCGCAACGGAGGGUCAAAUAACAUAAACAAUGUUCAUCGUAUGUAUGGUAUCAUAGAUAUAUCGACCAAUAUAUCUAUGAUAAUAUCGUAGCAUAGAUAUAUUUAUAUCCAUGAUCAUAGUAUUAAAUAAUACGUACAACUUGUACACUCGAAAAUUUUGUACAAAAAUCUUUGUUCUCCAUGUACAGAUAUCAUAAUGUGUAAAAUUACAUUAAGCUUCGUCGAUUAAAUCUAUUAUUUAUUACAAAUAAUACGAAUUGAAAAAAAAAGUAUGAAAAAAAAUAGAAUCAUCCCAGUUCAAUUAUUCUAGUUCAAGGUAUACGUAUCAUGGUCAUUUAAAUUCCGUAGGCAGGAGGGUGUUUAUUUCUUUUCCAUUUGUUCCCUAUUUUUCCAAAUAGGAAUGUUACCACUUUAUCAAUUAUGUUAUAGGUAGAUUUUUAUGAAAAUUUUUUACACGCAUGUACACGCGAAUAUGUAUGUGUAUGAAAUUGAGUAACCCAAAGUAAUUUAUUGUUUAAGAUUGUGACAGUGAAAUGUCCGUUGAGAUAGUAUGCGUGUGUGAGAGAAAGAGAGACAGAGCGAAAAAAUAAAUUAAAGAAAGCGAAAAAAAAAAAAUAGAUAAGUGCGAUAAUAGUUACGUGUAUGCGUGCGAAUGCAUGCACGUAAUAUGUAUAUGCGAUACACUCUCAUUAGAGUUUG